Penicillium paradoxum is the source of this 1950-nucleotide messenger RNA. RefSeq lists its product as uncharacterized. Bases 1 to 1950 code for a protein of 649 amino acids. NCBI's taxonomy places the organism in Eukaryota, Fungi, Ascomycota, Eurotiomycetes, Eurotiales, Aspergillaceae. The record is from RefSeq and is a predicted model, not a curated record. The transcript has a single exon.
AUGGCGAUUCCCUCUACCUUUGAUGCAGUGAAGCUGCACCUCGCUCAAGUCCAGGAAAGUCCAUCCACGGCCUUGGACAUCUCACUCAUCGAGAAACUGAAGUUACAGUUAGUGGAAUCGACAGACCUUGUGGUUCCUGCGACUCUAUUGUCGCAAAUCUCUGCGCUCCUUCCUGUUUUACAAGAAGAUCCUACACCGAUCACAACACUUGGGAUUCAAGCGACCUCGUACUUCAGCUUUACUGACCUCCAAUCUAUCGACCCUCCUCUUAAUUUAAUCGCUGGCUUCAAGGCCCCUUCGCCGCCAAUCAAUCUUCUUGCUCUAUCAUUGCUGGCUAAGGCUGGACAAAAGUCCAGUGAAGCUGCGAUCGUUGCUGGUGAUUCAGAUCUAGUGUCUGCACUGGUGGAGCUAUGGCUCUCAACUUCUUCAACUGAAGUCGCGCAAGCUGCACUCGACACACUAUGGGCGCUUCUGGAGAUUGAUGUUGCAAACAAUCUGGAAGUUGGAGAAUAUGAGCACACUGGGGAAGAAUUACAUGCGGGACAAGGCCUUGUGUGGAGGAGAGUCUUCACCGAUAAAGAUGUUUACGGUCUAUUGUUCGGGCUAUGUAGCCUCCGGAGUGAUGCUCCCGGUGAUCUUUCCAAGCGAGAGAGAACCCUCGCACAGGGCAGAUUGAUGGCCCUCCUAGUGAAGGCCGGGAAGCUACGCUGGGACAUCAUCUCAACAACACAAGUGCCGGAAAUCGAGACCAAAUACCAGAGCAGCAGUCUUCUCCAUUUUGCGACUAGUCAGAUGAUCCAAGAGAGCGAUGUCCUAAUGCAUAUGACACUGCUGAGCUUUUUGCGCGAGCUACUAGAGAUUGAUGGCCCGAGCCUUGUCGCCCGAAGCUCUGUGCAGUCUACUUCAACCUUUUCGUCCCCUGCUCUCGACUUCCUGGUCUCACACCAACUACACUCCAAAGUGCUGACUUACUAUCUCGAUGAGUCCAAACUGGACUCAGUUGAUCUUCUCUAUCUAUCCGGCCCCAUCAUGGCAUAUGUGGCUCGGUAUGCUGAGCUGUAUCCUAAUCACUUGUUGCAAAACCCCGCUACGGUUCUUGACGGGAUUAUCUCUCGCAUCAACAGAUCGCUCGCCAUCAGUACUACACAAUGGGCACACGGAGAAGUACCCACGGGCCAUCUAGCUGUUCUAGCUUCACUUCCCCGAGUGCUCCUUGUAGAAGCGGGAAAACACGGUGCAAACCCCGUUCUCGCCAUUCCGACCAACCCUCCAAACGGCGAGGCUUUGGAUGUUCUGGCGAAGAUUUUCCACGGUCCCUGGCGGAGUGAGAUCCCUGACUCUAUGGAAUUGAACACAUCUGGUCAAACCCCAACCGACUGGGAUCGCGAAGCAGCUGCAGCACGUAUUCUUUACUUCCUUUAUCUCAACCGACACCCCACUUUCUGGGACGGCGUUGUGGGAGCGGCCGAUGUCUUAGUGAUGAAAGAGAUCGCAUUGUCAGCCAUCAAUUUUAUGAGGGCUAUCGCUACAGCAAACUGGAAGCCCUCACCUUCAGCAUCCGUUAACAUCGGCUCAUCUCGGUUCCAGCUGCCCUCUGAAGAGGGGUUGGGUCAGCUAUCCCCAGCUGCGAGUGGAUUUUUCCCCACCUCAGGAGCAUGGGCAGUUCUCACUCCACCAGCGCUAACUACUCUUCUCCCGUAUCUCUUCAAGCCACCUCGCUCCUAUGCAGACUUUGUCGGAGGCGGUGCAGGUGAUUCUCAAAACGUUGUUUGGAAAGUCGCCACUGCCAAACACGAUGUUCUCGUAGCAUUGCACCGCCGGUUACAAGAAACUGGCGGUGAAGUGGAAGGAUUUGAAGACAUCAUGCAAACGCUGCAACAGCGUGUGAACGAAGGUCCCUGGGGCCCCGUGCAGUCGGGCGCAACCCAGGUGGUAACUGCUGGGCUAUGA